AUGCACUCCCAGAACCACUGGGGCGGGGCGUUCGACAUCGACGGCGCGGAGGACGACCAGAGCCGCAACAUGGACAUCGACCGCGGCGCGCUGCAGCACCAGCACCAGCUGGACGAGACGCAGCAGAGCUGGCUGCUCGGCCCGCCGGAGGCCAAGAAGAAGGACCGCUACGUCGACCUCGGCUGCGUCGUCGUCAAGCGCAAGCUCCUCUGGUGGAUGCUCUGGGUCGUGCUCGGCGCCUUCGUCCUCAUCGGCCUCCCCAUCAUCAUCGCCAAGAACAUCCCCAAGAAGAAGCCCCACGCCCCGCCGCCCGACAAGUACACCGACGCCCUCCACAAGGCGCUCCUCUUCUUCAACGCCCAGAAAUCCGGCAAGCUUCCUAAGAACAACGGCAUCCCGUGGCGCGGGAACUCGGGCAUGAAGGACGGCGCGGACCUGCCGGACGUGAAGGGCGGUCUCGUCGGCGGGUACUACGACGCCGGCGACAACAUCAAGUUCCACUUCCCGAUGGCCUUCUCCAUGACGCUGCUGAGCUGGUCGGUGGUGGAGUACGCCGACAGGUACAAGGCGAUCGGGGAGUACGACCACGUGAGGGAGCUCAUCAAGUGGGGAACCGACUACCUGCUGCUCACCUUCAACUCCUCCGCCUCCACCAUCAACAAGCUCUACAGUCAGGUGGGUACCGCCAAGAUCAACGGCAGCACGCCGGACGACCACUUCUGCUGGAACCGGCCGGAGGACAUGGCGUACCCGCGGCCGGUCCAGCAGGCGAGCGCGGCCCCGGACCUCGGCGGCGAGGUGGCGGCGGCGCUGGCCUCAGCCUCCAUCGUGUUCCGCGACAACGCCGCCUACUCCAAGAAGCUGGUGAAGGGCGCGGCGACGGUGUACAAGUUCGCGCGCGCCAACGGGAAGCGCACCCCCUACUCCCGGGGCAACCCUGCCAUCGAGUACUUCUACAACUCCACCAGCUACUGGGACGAGUUCAUGUGGAGCGCCUCCUGGAUGUACUACGCCACGGGCAACAACAGCUACAUCAGCUUCGCCACCGACCCCAGGCUGCCCAAGAACGCCAAGGCCUUCUUCAACAUCCUCGACUUCUCCGUCUUCAGCUGGGACAACAAGCUCCCCGGCGCCACGCUGCUGCUGUCGCGGCUGCGCAUGUUCCUCAACCCCGGUUAUCCCUACGAGGAGUCGCUCAUGGGCUACCACAACGUCACCAGCAUGAACAUGUGCAUGUAUUUUCCCAAGUUCAACGCGUUCAACUUCACCAAGGGCGGGCUCGCCCAAUUCAACCACGGCCAGGGCCAGGCGCUGCAGUACGCCGUCGCCAACUCCUUCCUCGCCGCGCUCUACGCCGACUACAUGGAGUCCGUCAACGUCCCCGGCUGGUACUGCGGCCCCAACUUCAUGACCGUCGACGACCUCCGCUCCUUCGCCAAAUCCCAGCUGAACUACAUUCUUGGGGACAACCCGAUGAAGAUGAGCUACGUGGUGGGGUACGGCAAGAAGUACCCGAAGCGGCUGCACCACCGUGGGGCGUCCACGCCCAAGAACGGGAUCAAGUACUCGUGCACCGGCGGGAACAAGUGGCGCGACUCCAAGAAGGCCGACCCUCACGUGCUCGUAGGCGCCAUGGUCGGCGGCCCGGACAAGAACGACAAGUUCAAGGACGCGAGGAUCAGCUACGCGCAGAACGAGCCCACGCUGGUCGGCAACGCGCCGUCGACAAGAACACCAUGUUCUCCGCCGUGCCGCCCAUGUUCCCCGCCGCCCCGCCGCCGCCGGCCACGUGGAAGCCCUGAGGAGAGGUCUGCCCGACCGGCCGGUUUUACGCCGACGUUGAGCAGGUCGAACACUUCGAUUGGGUUCGGUUGGUAG
Molecule: messenger RNA, 1878 nt
Organism: Triticum turgidum subsp. durum (durum wheat)
Lineage: Eukaryota; Viridiplantae; Streptophyta; Magnoliopsida; Poales; Poaceae
Source: the annotation of a GenBank genome assembly